Molecule: messenger RNA, 2496 nt
Organism: Solanum dulcamara
Lineage: Eukaryota; Viridiplantae; Streptophyta; Magnoliopsida; Solanales; Solanaceae
Exons: 9
Coding region: 723-1916 (397 amino acids)
Biological process (GO): molybdate ion transport
Cellular component (GO): membrane
Molecular function (GO): molybdate ion transmembrane transporter activity
Source: RefSeq, a predicted model, not a curated record
UUUCUGAGUUCAUUUGUCUGCACACUGAUUGUAGUAUUAGCAAAUGUCAUGUUCUAAUUAACUCAGAGAAUCUACUUGCUUCUAAAAUUGGUGCGAAGUAGUAAACUUUACAUGUUUGCCUGUUUGUUGACUGUUGGAUUUCCUCUCUUCCAAAUGUUUGAUAUUUACCCUCUUUUUUGCCAAAGGGGAAAAAUGGAACUUCUAGCAGUACAAUUUCACAAUUUUAACUUGGAAAAUUAAUUAAUUAAACGGGUCUGACUUAGGUCUGAAAAUAGUCAAGUUGAAGUCGCAAACCAAUUGCAUAGAUGGACUAUCUCUUAAUUUGUACGUUGCUAAAUUGAGCAUUUUAGCAAGUUAGACAUUUCUUUCAUUUGUGGAUCACUCAGAUAAACGGAGUUCACAAAAGUGGAGUAUCCUGUAGUUAUAGUAGAUUAAUAAACAUGUAUUCAAAGUUGAAUUAAUGAAAUUCAAAAGUUUAUGCAAGACUCAAUGAAGCUAUUCUAACAGAUGGAGUUAAAGUGUUGAUACAUGAAUGAGGGAAGUUAACAUCACAUAUGGAGUUUGAAUUGAGAUACUGAUAUAAAUUCCUCCCUUUGUAAUCUGUUUAUUAGCGUAUUAUGCUAAUUAAUAUACAAGAAUGCAUUUCUAGGCUGAGCUGACACCACAGAAUUGACAAUUAUUAGUUUUUGAUGGAGAUAUGGUAAUUACUGACCAUAGAGCACAUGUUAAGGUGUACGCACAAAUCACAUAUUGCAUCAAAAAAAGUAAUGGAAGGCUUGUUGGCAGUAUUUGGAGAGUAUGAGUUGGCGUACCAUGGCCUUAGUAGGGAGCAGAUGAUCAGCUCUCUAUGCAUUGGAUAUGCAGCUGCUCUCUUUGUCGGUACCUUUUUGGGAAUGCUCUCGGAUUUGAUUGGCCAGAGAAAAGUCAGCUUGUUAUUUUGCUUGCUGCAUCUUUUUGUUGCCAUAUGGAGGAGGGUUACUGGACAUCCAAGUGUUUGGCUCGCUAGCAUCUGUUUGUCUCUUGCCUCUACAAUAUUUUUCUUCAACUUCGAGACAUGGAUUGUUGUUGAGCAUGACAAGCUUGAGCAGAGGCAGGAUUCAGUAAAUGACAUGUUUUGGUUAAUGACUUUUGUUGAAUCUGCAUCUUUUAUUGGAAGCCAAGUGGUUGGUAACUGGUUAAUUGGUGGUCAUGAAAAGACAAGUUUGCUUGCUCCGUCCAGUGCAGUGGUAAUAAUGGCUUUUAGUGCUCUGGCUUAUGUCAGCCGAGGAUGGAAGGAAGAUCCAAAAUCAAUUAUUCUUAAAGAUUAUCAGACCAAAUUUCGUACAUAUAUACUCGGUGAUAAAAGGGUUUGGCUUUUGUCAUGGACCCAAGCUACCAUCCACUUCUCAAUUGCAGUUUUUUGGAUUACUUGGGCUUCAACCAUUGUGGCAGAUGGUAGAGAGGUUUUGCUAGGUUUCGUAUACCCCUGUGUACUUGGUGCGAAAAUGCUUGGAAGCACUGCAUUUUCCUGGUUCUCCAGUGGCCCUUUAUCACUCCGAACUGAGGAGUGCUUAGUAUAUGCCUGUAUUUUUAUGGGCUUCGUCACUUCCGUUGUAGCUUUUGAUUAUCAGGACGUUGAAAUUCUUUUGAUGCUAUUCUGCAUAUUUCAUGCUUGUGUGGGAUUGGUUUUGCCUUCACUCGCCAAAUUGAGAACCAUGUAUGUGCCUAAUGAUCUUCGUGGAGGAAUGAUGAGUUUAUCGAUCGCUCCUUCAAAUGCGCUUAUGUUGUUCCUUAUGAUUCAGAGAGGUUUCUACCAGAAUAUUGAAAAUUCAACAAUUAUAGCUAUGGCCUCUUUUGGUCUUUUUUCUGCAGCCGGAUGCAUGUAUAUGUUAAAGCGGCUUGGAAAGCAACCACACCAGAACUGGCACAAAUUAUGAACCUUUCCAUUUGUUCUAAACUCUUCUAUCCAUGUGGGUGUAUCCUGUAUAUAGCCGGCCAGUUAAAUUAAAGAUAAAGAAGCUGUAGCCUUGAACGUGAUGAUGGGGGUGCAACUUAAGCAACAUGCUCUGCAAAUGGAAAAUCAAUAAAGACCUGUAGCCGGUUUCAACAUUUAAUUAUUCUCACAUUGCUUAACUAACGAGGUCCAGUGGGAGAUCUCACUAUGGAGUUCAAUUUUGCUCUCAAGACACUUUGCGGAUUGAUGCCCCAACUAUGCUAAAUGAACACUUUGCUUCUAGUAUGUUUUGGGAAGAAGUGUAAUAUCAGAGAAGCAACAGAAUACAUGGUGGCUAAGUUUGCAUUAUUUAACAGCUCUUCAGUAUUCUGAUGGUCAGCGGAAAGUCUUGUUUCAUAUUCAGAAAUCACCAAAGAGUAAGAGGAAUUUUCUCUUCUUUCUUCAUGUAUUCUUUAAACAGGCAUACAUGAUCACUAGAUCAUUGUGGUAUGUCCUUCUAUUAUUUGGUUGGAUUGCAGAUAUUAUAAUUUGAAGAAUGAUUACGUAAAGAAUGAUCUUACCUA